UUUUAUGUCUUCAUCAUCAUCAUCACAAUGAUUCGAUUAUUGGAACAAUAUUGGCACAUAAUCAAUGGUACCCAUUAUGGUUUGGCCAUUGUUUAUCCACAUUAUAUACAAGAAAAAAUUUUCCCACCAUUUUUCGAUGAUCUAAUCCAAAAUGUACAAGAAUUAUUGAUUGAAAAUCAUUUCUAUUGGCAACAAUUAUUGUGGAUUUCAUUCACCGUUUUGAUCAUUUCAAAUAUUCGUCAUUAUUUUUGUCGUUAUAUUGUAAAUUUUUUAAUUGAAAAUCAUUAUCUAUUGGAACGUGAUCGAAAAAGAUUUUCCGGUAACAUUUGGGAUAGUGUAUUCUAUUUGCAUACGGUUUUAUUGGCCAGAUUUAUUUGUAUACGAUUACAACUGUUGAAUGAUGAAAAUGAUACAAAAUUUUUAUGGCUAAAUAAUGAAGAAACUGUUGGCGUUGAUUCAUUUCUAAUACGAUUAUUAUAUCUAAUCGAUAUGGCAAAUUAUUUACAUUCAGCUCAUUAUAUAAUAUUCAUAGAUCAAUGGGAUAAAGAUUCACCAAUGAUGAUCGUACAUCAUGUGAUUGCCGCCUUUAUGUUAACGAUAUCAUACAUAAUACAUAUGGAACGAAUCGGUGUGGUCAUGAUUUAUUUGCUAGAAAUCUGUGAAGUUUGUUAUUUCAUACGUUGUUUGAGUAAAUUACAAAUUCAUCUUUUACAACGUCAUCUGAAUCCAUUACGUUUACUGGUAUUCUCUGUAUUAAUCAUUGUUUGGUAUUAUAAUCGUCUUUAUCGUUAUCCAAUUAUUAUUCUACAAUCAUCAAUUGAAUUCGGAUUCAAUCAAUUGAUCAAUAUGAAACAGGUUGCCAUCUACAUUCUACUAUAUUAUCUUACAUUAAUUAUACAAUUAUUCAAUAUUUAUUGGGCCAUUCAAUUAAUACGUGUAAUAAUAAGAAUAUUCCGUAAAGGUUUAGAAAAUAUUGAAGAUUUUCGUGAAUUUCAUCAUCAUCAUCAUCAUCAUCAUGACCAUCAUUGUCAACAUGAUCAACAAAAUAAAUUGAGAAACACUAGGAUUGGAUUCAAAUGA
This is a messenger RNA of Dermatophagoides farinae (American house dust mite), 1080 nucleotides long. The record is from RefSeq and is a predicted model, not a curated record. NCBI's taxonomy places the organism in Eukaryota, Metazoa, Arthropoda, Arachnida, Sarcoptiformes, Pyroglyphidae.